Messenger RNA from Pipistrellus kuhlii (Kuhl's pipistrelle), 5997 nucleotides. RefSeq names its product muscleblind like splicing regulator 1 (gene MBNL1). The record is from RefSeq and is a predicted model, not a curated record. Gene Ontology annotation, molecular function: metal ion binding. Lineage: Eukaryota; Metazoa; Chordata; Mammalia; Chiroptera; Vespertilionidae. The transcript has 12 exons. The coding region runs from base 1208 to 2518 and encodes 436 amino acids.
GUUUUGAAACUAACAUGGUUUAGUCCACUCGCUGCAUGUUGGGUAAAUUCAAAACCCACAUGCUCGUCCCCUUGCAGUGGAAUAAGUCACAUCUGAUGGACAUUUUCUGUGCUUAUAGCAUAGUAAUGAACGUCUGACAGGCGCGACCUUUCAUAAGACAACCCACACCAUUGGCUUUCUGCCCAGAAUAUUGCUGCAACACUAUCUGUGAUUGGUUACCUCUCUAUCAUGCAUUGCUCCACAAGGGGAAACGGCCCCCUUUUUUAAUAAAAAUCUCCGAUGGCUGGCUGCAAUAUGCCUCACUGUUGGUACUAAAGAAGUGCCUUUCCUGACGUCUCUGCUGCUUGGAACCGCUUCUAGAGCAGUCUCUGCUUUUGCCUUGCUUGCUGCCAGCUAGACUGUGAAGACAGCACAUACACCCUCCACCUCUAGCCCAGACACCCCCAUUUCUACUUAGAAAUCAAGAGAAAAAAAGCUCUAAGUAUCUGGCAUUGCCCUAGGCUGCUUUAGUUUUUUUUUUUUUUUUUUUGAAAGAAAAGUUUGCUGGAAAAAAAAGUCAGAUCUCUUCUGCCAGGAAAUCAAGGAGGAAAACAAGCAAACAAACAAAAAUCAUUUUUUUUUCUCGAUUUUGCUCUAAACUGCUGCAUCUGUCUAUGCCAAACUAAUCAAUACCGAUUGCACCACCAAACUCCAUUGCAAAUUCAGCUGUGAGGAGAUUCCCUCUCACACAACUUUGCUGAGAGCAGCUUGGAAAAUCGGUGUCCAGGGGGCUGCCACGUUUUCAUGCUUGCAUUUUGGGCUCCAAUUGGCUCUGGGAAGGGGUUACUGAGAGCACAAGGCUGAUUCCGGGCCCUCCUUUUACAGGUUCAUCUACUUAAGAUCCUAGGAUUCCUCUAAAACAAAAACAAAACAAAACAAAAAAACACCCCCCAAAACCAAAACCUCUUUGAAUUAACAGUUUCAUGCUGUGAAUUUCUCGUGGGAGAUCUUUUCCUUGAUAUUGACAACACAGUUUUCCAUGUACUUUUAAAGCAGGGAGUGGGGGCAAAAGUCUUUUGGAGGGGACGUUUUCAUCAUCCUUUUACAGUUUGAUCAGUUCAGAAUUUUUUUUUUUUUUUAGUUGUUUUUGUGGUGUUUUUUUUUUUUUUGAGGGGGGUUGGGUUGGUUGGUUUCACUGAACAUUUUAACUACCUGUAAAAAUCUAAACAUGGCUGUUAGUGUGGCACCGAUUCGGGACACAAAAUGGCUAACACUGGAAGUAUGUAGAGAGUUCCAAAGGGGGACUUGCUCACGGCCAGACACGGAAUGUAAAUUUGCACAUCCUUCGAAAAGCUGCCAAGUUGAAAAUGGACGCGUAAUCGCCUGCUUUGAUUCAUUGAAAGGUCGUUGUUCCAGGGAGAACUGCAAAUAUCUGCACCCACCCCCACACUUAAAAACACAGUUGGAGAUAAAUGGGCGCAAUAACUUGAUUCAACAGAAGAACAUGGCCAUGUUGGCCCAGCAAAUGCAACUAGCCAAUGCCAUGAUGCCCGGUGCCCCGUUACAACCCGUGAACUUAAUGCACCAAUCAUUCCAAAAAAGAGGGGGGGAUUGCAUUUCGAGGUGGGAGGGAUCUCCAUAUCACACCGGCAGUGAUACCAAUUAUCAAUUCUAUACAGUUGAGCCAAUGUUUUCAGUUGCACCCAGCUUAGCCACCAAUGCAUCAGCAGCCUUUAAUCCCUACCUGGGACCUGUCUCCCCAAGCCUGGUUCCAGCAGAGAUCUUGCCGACUGCACCAAUGUUGGUUACAGGGAACCCUGGGGUCCCUGUCCCUGCAGCUGCUGCAGCUGCUGCACAGAAAUUAAUGCGGACAGACAGACUUGAGGUAUGUCGAGAGUACCAGCGUGGCAAUUGCAACCGAGGAGAGAGCGAUUGUCGGUUUGCUCAUCCUGCUGACAGCACAAUGAUUGACACCAAUGACAACACCGUCACCGUGUGCAUGGAUUACAUCAAAGGGAGAUGCUCUCGGGAAAAAUGCAAAUACUUUCAUCCCCCCGCACACCUGCAAGCCAAGAUCAAGGCUGCCCAAUACCAGGUCAACCAGGCUGCAGCAGCACAGGCUGCAGCCACCGCAGCUGCCAUGACUCAGUCGGCUGUCAAAUCACUGAAGCGACCCCUCGAGGCAACCUUUGACCUGGGAAUUCCUCAAGCUGUACUUCCCCCAUUACCAAAGAGGCCUGCUCUUGAAAAAACCAAUGGUGCCACCGCAGUCUUUAACACUGGUAUUUUCCAAUACCAACAGGCUCUAGCCAACAUGCAGUUACAACAGCAUACAGCAUUUCUCCCUCCAGGCUCAAUAUUGUGCAUGACACCCGCUACAAGUGUUGUUCCCAUGGUGCACGGUGCUACGCCAGCCACUGUGUCCGCAGCAACAACAUCUGCCACAAGUGUUCCCUUCGCUGCAACAGCCACAGCCAACCAGAUACCCAUAAUAUCUGCCGAACAUCUGACUAGCCACAAGUAUGUUACCCAGAUGUAGAAUUUUCAUCACUAAACAAUCAUACUAAAGAGGAAAGGACAGUGUGCUUGGAUAGAGUAAAGGACGAGGUCAUUAGCCAUAUUGUAUAUACCGUCAAGCAACCCCCACCAAAACCCCUCAGCCACAAGACAUCCACAUAUUGCAUGUUAACCAGAAGAGAAGACAACAUGGAAACCCACUGCACACUGUUGCCUAUACACUUUGUACAUUUAAUUGAUAUUCGUGCUGAGGUGAUAUACCUGUCUAUAAAAGAACAACAUCGUCUUUCUUUUCUAGCACAGGGUUAUGCAUUCAACGAUGCAGACCUAAUUAGUUUCCUAAUAGAUUCAUGCCAUCUUGAAAAGACAGACUAUGGUGUAACCACGAUUCUCUUAUGUAUUGGUACGUCUGUAGACCAAGGUAUAAUUUAAAAAAAAAAAAAAAGUUUAUUUCUUUCAAGGUUUACAAAUAACAAAGGUGCACCUUGUAUUUAAAAUUGCCAUUAGAGGUGAAGAGCGUGCAUGCACAGUCAUUUUUGUUUAAGAGUAAUAUUUUUAAUGUAAUAGAUUGUAAGAUGAGGUGAGGGAGGGAUCUGACAGAGAUGAAUGUGCCAAGCAAAACCACAACUGUGUAUCUUUUAAAGCACAUCAUGGCUUUAAGUACCAUGUUGUAAAGGAUUCUCAUGAAGUGCCAUAGACUGUACAUCAAAUUAGAGUAUUAUUUCUUCAGUGUUAUUGUUUUCAGAGCCACAUUUUGUUGCUUAUUUGCUAGUACUAAUCAGUCAAAGGGCACCAUUCUUUUUUUUUUCUUUUUUCUUUUUUUUUGGAAACCAAAGCUGUCUCAGAAAUGGCCAAUGUAACCACAGUAACAAUAGAACAGCACAACACCAUUUCUCUCAAUACCGAUAAACUCACACAUACUGGAGAUAUAUAUAAUAGAUAUAUAUAUAUAUAUAUAAUUAUUUUAAUGCAUUGUAGUGUAAUAUUUAUGCAUACUAUACUGUAUAACAUGAUAUUCAAAAGGGAUAUGCCAUUUCUGAGACACGAUUAACAAACAAAAAAAAUAUGUUUGAGGAAAUUAUUUUGCUUCUAUUUAUAGCUCUGUCAAAGUCAAAAGACUCUAAAUGCUUUGCAAAAAUGGUUCCAAGUUUGCUUAAAUGCUUCAUCACAGUCACGUUGAAAAUAGUGACUCUAAACAAAGAAGAAAGCAGCACUGUCAUCAGAUGCAUGAUAAACCAAAAUAUGAAAAUGGGAGGUGUUUCACUUACCUAGCAAUCGGGUGGGUUAUACGUACUUGGGGGGAUUUUAUACUUGAUUUCUUUUGUUUUUGUUCCAAUUAACUGCUUAUAGCCUUAGAAAGCCUUUUACAAAAUUAUAAAAAUAAAAUAGAUGUGCAUUCAGCUUUUAAGAAUGGAUUCAUCCAAAGGAAUUCCCUUUUUGUGGUUUGGGUGUUGCAGCUAGUAAGGGUAUUUUUGCUCUGGUCAGCGGUUUUGCAACCGCUGAAGUAGGGGCCAGGUUACUGGUAGUUAUAGUAUGGAAUGGGAGAGGCGAAAGUUCAGUUGUAGAACUUUCCAUACUUCCAAGUUUACUGCAAGUUUUUAUGCCUGAGAGAGAUGCUUUCUAAUAUAAGACUGAUGUGUUGAUUUUACUGAUUGUACUGUACAUCUAUUAAAGCCUUAGAUUAUUACAUUACGGGUUGGAACCCAUACCAAUGUAAUUUCAAUCGUGUUGAGAGAGUAAUGGUGACUUCACAUGUUAUUGUAGUUAGUUACAUUAUAGAAUAUUACUUAUUUUUCUUGUUAAAAUGUAGUUUUUCAUUUCCUACACUUCUUAGAUUUCAUUUUGUAUUAACAAUUGAAUACCAUUUCAGUUUAUAGACUCUUGUUUUAUUAGACUUUACUGAUGAAUUUUUCAAAAUACAAAAAAAAAAUUUAAAGUAGUUUUUCCUUCAUAACAUACUCAGUUUUGAAUUACAUGUAGUGUCAUAUGAAUAUUCGUAUUAUUGUUAACUAAAUGAUUUCUAUUUUACUGAUUUAAUAUUAAAGUGUAAGAAUGUCAGUCAUUGUUAGUUCUUGUCUAGUUUUCAUUAAAAGAACAAAGAUCUUUUAUAUGGAUAUCUUAUAAAUAUAUAAUCAUUGCUAAGUAAGAAGUUAAGUUGUUGCUAUCGCAACAAUCCUGGCAGACAAUUGAGUAAUAUUUUGAUGAUUUAUUUUGUUUGUAAUUAGUUAUUAUAAGAAGACCUAGAAUCUAGAUAUUAGAAUAAAAUUUAUUUUCUACUGUAUCCAUUUCAAAUGUUAAAGUAUUGUUUAAUAUUUUUGAAAUCCCUGAAUAUCAAGCCUUGUUAUAAAUAAGCUGCAUAAUCAAUAAAUAGAACAAGGGACUUUUUGUUGAUAAUCCAAAUACUCAAAGUUUACGUAAAUGAGAAUUCUAGCGUGUGUGCAAACUCUUGAGGGUUGAUUAUGCUGCAAUUGAGCAUGUUGGGACGUCUAGAGAGAAGGUUGACUUUUUGCACUUCUGUAUAUAGUCAAAAGAGAGAAACCUGUAUAAUAGUAAGAUCUUAUUUUGAAUAAAAACGUCUAUAAUUACAAGGAGUUUUGUUAAGGCUAAUAAAAUGAGACUGAGCAAAAUUGCUUGCAAAAGUGGCACCGAGUUAGCACUCCGUACCCCUUCAAACGUUGCUUUGCUUUUUUGUGGACAGCUUGUAGUUUGCCAGGAUUUUUUCAGCUGGAAAGAUAUGCCAUCCUUCCGAGAUCUCAUGACUGACAAAAACUCCACUGGGCCAAAUCUGCCUGAAGACCAUUACCAAAAAUAGCAGGUACUUCAACCAUUAAGGUGAAAUCAUGGAUCAGAUAUUCCCUACAUUUUUCAAAACUACUGCAUGUUUAAAGCUUCAACAACUACAACAACAAAAAAGAGAGAAAGAACUACACUAAGGACAUAUUAUUCUAAUCAGUUUCUGCCAAUUUCAGUGGUUUAUUGUUCACACACACACACACACACACACACCAAUCUUCAAAAACAAAUAAUGACUUUCACAAAAUUGAAACUAUAAACAGGCAAACCAAACAGCACAGCGUAGCUCUAGAUGUUAUGUGAUUGUUUUUUUAAUUGCUGUAGGAAGCCUGUUCUUUCAGCAGGUGAAAAGAGAAAACACUGUUCAAAGUUCAUGGUUCUAAAUUGGCAACUCAGAAGCACUCAAAAAAGCGAAUGUGAUCACGGGCACUUGUUGAAUGAAUCUGUGUGGCCAGCCCUCACGCCAGCUGGUUCCCACAUUGCACUUACCGGCAACCCCGCCCCUUUCAUCUGCUGACAGGACAGAUGUGCUUGGUUUUACUCUUAUGUAAUCACAACUUACUUUCUGCUUGUAGUUGCUUACAAUUAUGUAUUUUGUCUUGGGCUGCGAUUUGUUUUACGCCUCUUUUAUUAUUACCGCAGUAGUUGACUUUGCUGUAUGGAAAAAUAAAGUGAAAUUGCCCUAAUAAAACUUCUCUUUCUUAAGUA